Messenger RNA from Xenopus tropicalis (tropical clawed frog), 2624 nucleotides. Its product is annotated as cathepsin E. Gene Ontology annotation, cellular component: endosome. The record is from RefSeq and is a predicted model, not a curated record. Gene Ontology annotation, molecular function: aspartic-type endopeptidase activity. The transcript has 9 exons. Lineage: Eukaryota; Metazoa; Chordata; Amphibia; Anura; Pipidae. Gene Ontology annotation, biological process: proteolysis. Bases 97 to 1305 code for a protein of 402 amino acids.
GCUCUGACUGACCUGAGUUCACAAUGACCUUAGGAAAUAUACAAAAGGAAAUGCAACAGAAACAGUAUCUUAAUUAAAUCUGCUCUUCCAAAAGCUAUGAAGGUGCUGUUGAUACUUGUGGGAUGUAUCCAACUAGCAACACCCCUGGAACGGGUCCCUCUGGUGAAAUUCAAAUCAAUACGGAGUCACCUUUGGCAAAGGGAUGAACUGAAUGAAUUUUGGUUGCACCACCAACCUCACAUCUUUGCUCGCAAAUACACUCAGUGUUUCCCCCCUCCCUAUUCCUUAGCAGCUGGGACUACUACAGAAUAUCUUGUUGAUUACAUGAAUGCUCAGUACUAUGGUGAGAUCAGUGUUGGGACUCCACCUCAGAACUUCAGUGUGGUGUUUGAUACAGGCUCUUCCAAUUUCUGGGUCCCAUCCUCUUAUUGCCUGAGUGAGGCAUGCCAAGUACAUGAGAGAUUUAAAUCCUUUGAGUCCACUUCCUAUGAACAUGGCGGGAGACCAUUUUCUAUUCACUAUGGCACUGGGCAACUUGUCGGUGUUACUGGCAGAGACACCCUGAGAAUCAGUAAUAUGUCCAUUGAAGGACAGGACUUUGGAGAGUCAAUCUUAGAGCCUGGCAGGACAUUUGUUUUGGCGCAGUUUGAUGGUGUGUUGGGCCUAGGAUACCCCUCACUUGCUGUUGCUGGAGCUGUACCAGUAUUCGACCGGAUAGUAAAUCAAAAACUAGUAGAGCAACAAUUAUUUUCUUUCCAUUUGAACAGGGACUAUGAUUCUGAAUAUGGUGGAGAGCUGAUAUUUGGUGGGAUAGACCACUCUUUGUAUAAAGGUCAAAUUCACUGGAUUCCCCUUACAGAAAAGGGUUACUGGCAAAUAAGGCUUGAUAAUGUUAAAGUUGACGGAGAAGCAAUGUUUUGCCAAAGUAGCUGUCAAGUGAUUGUUGACUCAGGCACAUCCCUAAUCACUGGGCCAAAGGCGGAGAUCAAAAAAUUGCAGGAGCUCCUAGGAGCAACACCUACAUUAUUUGGUGAGUACAUCUUAGACUGCAGUCGUGUAUCCAGCCUUCCAAGGGUUACAUUUACCAUUGGACAGAGGGACUAUACAUUGACUCCUGAGCAGUAUACAAUAAAGGAACGGUCACAGAAAUCAGACUUUUGCUUGACUGGAUUCCAGGCCAUGGAUAUUUCUACAAAAGAUGGACCUCUUUGGAUUCUAGGGGAUAUAUUUAUGUCCAAGUUUUACAGUGUGUUUGACCGUGAACAUGACAGAAUUGGAUUAGCAAAAUCUUGCAAAAAGAAAUAAUGAAUAUUCCAUGAAAUCUUUCCAAUCUGAAGCAAGUUCUCAUCCAAGUUCCAACUGCAAAUAGGGAAUGAUCAAAUUGUCAGGAAGCUUUUGUUCGACAAAUAGGUGUGGUGUAUAUCAAGUAUACAUCUAGACUAUAUAUCUAGAUAUAUAGUAUAUAUGUUAUUGAUGCUUUAACACCGAAAAAGAAACUUUUCAAUGAGCAAACCCAGGAAAUCAGUAUUGUAACAAAAAUGGCAGUUUCAAAGGAUCACAUUGUUUUAAAGGAAAAUUACUACUUACUUUCAAUUCUAUCACCUAAUCGGUAGGGUAUAAAUGUUAGUUAGUUUCACAGUCAAUAUAUGAUAUAUACUUAAGCCGUUUUCAUUUCAGUUUUCCUUAGAUAGUAUUUGCAAAGCUAGGGUUGCCACCAGUCCAAUUUUGAACUGUACAGCCUAGUUCUGAAGGAGCUGUCUGGUUUAAAUCCUCUUGCCUAGUUUCUUCAGGUUGAAAAAUCUGGCAAAAUCCCCAGAGUAUGUGACAUUAUAGCACUGCCCUCACCAUCACAACCCGCCCACAAAUGUCACCAGCCCUUUCCUGACGUCACCAACCAACCGACUGACAUCACUGGCCCUCUCCCCUUGUCCAGAUAUUGAUUGGGACAAAGCUGGCAACCCUACGCAAAAUGAAUAUGUAUUUCUGGCACACAAAUGAAUUUACUGAAUAAGCUGCCAGCAAGGUAGCAGGAGUAGUGGAAAUUCUAUUUAACUAUGUGAUAUUGAUGAAACUGCUAUUUGUCACACGUUUAUUCAUAUUCUUAUGCAUUCUUUAUACACAUUUACAGUACUGUGUUUUAAUGCAUAGUGACUACUGCCCAUGUAGUGCCUGCAAAAGAAGUUUACAUACAUUUUGGGGUGUUUCAGGUUAGACAGUUUUCUACAUUCUACAUUCUGUCAUUCUUGUAUUAUACUUGAUUCUUAUUGUUUGAUAGCUGAGUGUGCCAUAUUGUCUACACACAGAGUUAAAUGGCUAGUAAAUUAUUUUAAGUAAUCACCCAACCUCACAUUGGAUGAGGGGGCCUAGCCCCCCUUUUAGGUUGGGACAGACCGCCACUUGGAACAGAAAAACAGGACCCAUCCUUUACCUAUUGUUAUCCUAUUUGGAUUAUUGUCCUAUGUAAAUCUUAUUCCCUAUCAUCAUCUUGUCACCACGAUCGUCUAUGUUAGUCCACAAUUCGUAAUUAUUUGGGAUCUAAAAGACCUUUAUAUGUUUUAUUUACUGCAUUGCUCAGGGCAAAACAUCUGUAAGGUAAAAAACUAUACUUUUUUGUCAAUUGGUCA